AGGGGGUGAGGCUGGUGGACGGCCCCGAGAGAUGUUCAGGGAAGCUCCAGCUGAGGUCCACUGGCUCGUGGGCUUCAGUGUGUUCUGUCUCCUUCAGCUCAGAGGCUGCUCUAGUUGCCUGUAGAGAUCUUGGCUGUGGGUUCGCAGAUACUUUCCAUGGGAGAGGUCUUGGCGCCCAAUCUCAAAUCUGGGGUCCGCUGUUUCAGUGUGAAGGCACAGAGAAGCAUCUCAUGGAUUGUCCUUCCACUAUGCUCAACGCCACGGAAACUGACCCAAGUGAAUGUAGAAAUACUUUCCUACACUGUGUUGAACGUCCAAGACAACCUUUUGCCAAGCUGUAUACCUUUCAGGGGCCUGUUCAUUACAAGAACAGAGAGCUUUUGAAGGGCCAUCGCUUUGCCAUCUCUUGCUCCUACGCUUCACCCUACAAUGUUUCCUCCAUCCGCCUCCGCUCCGGGGACGGCAGUGACCCCUCCUCUGAGCAGAUUAAGGCCCCUAAUCAGAAUGAAGCAAUCUUCCUCUUCCCUGCUGCAGAGAAUUACCACCAAGGCACCUAUCAAUGUGACUACAACUUUGAUUUCAGUCAAGAAAUCUUCUCUGAGCCAGAGAUAAUGCACCUCACUGUAAAAGAUCUGGAGGAUGUGAGGCUGGUGAACAUGCAGAGCCGCUGCGCUGGAGCACUGGAGGUGCAGCACCAGGAGGAGUGGAGAGCUGUGAGCUUCCUGCAUUCCUGGAGCCUGCGGGAGGCUGCUGUGGUGUGCACACAGCUGGGCUGCGGCACCCCAGUCUCCAGCAGCAGAGUCCAGCUGCCUGGUGCCGCCCGGCCCGCAUGGCGCUUCUACUCCGACUGUGAUGGCUCUGAAGGGGCACUGAUGGACUGUGGCUCCGUGAGGAAGUGGCUCUCCUCUUCAGGCUCCACUCAAGUGGUCUGCUCAGACAUCCUGCUUCCUCCCAACAGGCCUGUUAUUUCUACGAGGGGUUACUAUGACGACCAGGAGCGGGAUGUGCUGCUCUUCAAGGGCCGCAGCUUCUCUCUCAACUGCUCCGUGGAGCCACAGUACCCCGGAGGUUCCUUCAGCCUCAUGCUCACUGGCUCUAACCCAACCAGCUACACCCUGCCAGCUGUCAAUCACUCUGCCUUCUUCAGGUUUGCUGCUGCAGAGCCCGCCCACCAAGGGAACUACAGCUGUGUUUAUCACAACUAUGUUUUCCAUCAGAACUUCUCUGCUGAGGGCCAGAGCCUCUCUCUCAUUCUUCAAGUGGACUACGAUGUCAUGCUGGAUGAUGGAGUGCUCAGAGAGGACGACAGUGAGGCCUGUGCUGGCAGACUGCUGAUGUUGCAGGAGGAGUGGAGGCUGCUGAGCACAGGGUCCAGGCUCUGGGACCUGAAGCAUGCUGCUCUGGUGUGUCGACAGCUGGGCUGUGGUUCUGCUGCUUCAACCAAACAGAUUGAUCUUCUCCACAACAUGCUUGUGUCCAGAUUCUUCUCUGACUGUGAUGGAUCAGAGUCUGCACUGAUGGACUGUGGGUCUGUGCAGCUCUGGUUCUCUUCCACUGCGAUUGAAGUGGUCUGCACAGGUAUUUCUGCUGUGCCUGCAGGCCACCAGGGGGCAGCAGGCCGGACAUGAAGCUGGAACAGCGCCACCUUGAGGUUCCUCAUGGAGAAGACAGACCUUAUAUUAGUUUCAAUAGAACUCCAACCUUAUGUGGAGGUUGUGUUUAAGAAUGUUGUUGUAUUAUUUGAUGCCAUUGAUUCACUUCAAUGGAAUGAGCUGUUAUGAACCUAGCAUUGCCUACUUGUAUGGAGAAUGUGAAGCAAAUAAUCUUACUCAUAUUUAAUACAUGGUAUUGUCAUGGACUUCAUUUGAUUUGGAAACAUGUUCUGUAGGUAUGUUCUUGUCAGAGUUACAGAGCCUCUUGGUGCUAACACUUAGAAAGCUUUGUAAUUUCUGUUUUCUGUCAGAAUCAGACAACUAUAAGCAAUAUCAAUGACUAUUUACUGAAAAUGGAUUAUAAGACUAGCUGAGUGCGAAUAACAUUCUGUGGCUUCGCAGCAGCUGGCCCUAGGCUCUGGAAUAGUCUCCCAUGUGAGGUCGGCCCAGACACUAGGGGUUUUUAAAUCCUCACUAAAGACUUCUCUCUGGCCUUCUAGUCAGAGCGCAGUAUGACACCUGACUAUUCCCUGUGUUUUUGUUUUUUAUAUUUCCGUUGUAAAUUAUUGUCUUUUAUUGUGAUUGGAGUGUUUUUAUUACAUGCACUUUGGCUCGACCAAAAAUCGCUUUUAAAUGUGCUAUAUAAAUAAAUCUUGAUUUGAUGCA
Gymnodraco acuticeps is the source of this 2318-nucleotide messenger RNA. Its product is annotated as deleted in malignant brain tumors 1 protein-like. The record is from RefSeq and is a predicted model, not a curated record. Lineage: Eukaryota; Metazoa; Chordata; Actinopteri; Perciformes; Bathydraconidae. Gene Ontology annotation, cellular component: membrane.